Messenger RNA from Adelges cooleyi (spruce gall adelgid), 6356 nucleotides. RefSeq lists its product as uncharacterized. Gene Ontology annotation, molecular function: DNA binding; histone demethylase activity. Gene Ontology annotation, biological process: chromatin remodeling. The transcript is spliced from 20 exons. The coding region runs from base 463 to 5982 and encodes 1839 amino acids. The record is from RefSeq and is a predicted model, not a curated record. Gene Ontology annotation, cellular component: nucleus. NCBI's taxonomy places the organism in Eukaryota, Metazoa, Arthropoda, Insecta, Hemiptera, Adelgidae.
CGCGUGUGUGCGUUUAUUUUUAAUGAGUGUGUGUAUGUGUGCGUGAGUCUCGUGUUUUGGUUUUUGAGGAUCAAAAUAAUAUAAAUAAAUAAAUAACGACAUAAUCGCGAUAAUAAUUUCUUAAAGUUUUCUAAUUCGACGUCGUCCGCGGACCGCAGCGUGUUCUAUUGUACGCAUUACGCAGUGAUAUUCUCUGUGUGUUUUUAUUAUCAUUUUUUCCCUUCUUUUUUUUAUAUACAUACAUAUAUAUUAUUUACAUUAAUUGUUUUUGUGUGUAUACACACGUUCGGUCGUCACAAUGGUACUCGGUUACAAUAAUCCACUGUGCCGCAGUGGAGGCGGACACCUCCCGGACCGUCUGCGGUGCACAUCGUAAAAAUUGUAGCAAAAUACACCAACCAUCCAAUGCAUCACCAACAAUAGGUAUUGCAUGAAGACUGCGACACCUGCAGAAGCAGUAUCAUGUCAGCGUUAAAUGAGACUGACACCAAGAAACGUAAACAACUAAACAAUGAAGAGCCGAUCUUGGAAUCAAGUACAAAAAAAAUCAAAGUUCAAGCACAACGUAAGUUUGCCCAAAAUGCUGUAACACAAUUUAACACACAACAGAAACCAGUUCAGUCGUCUUUAGUUUCUAAUAAUGUGAUAAAACCUCCUAUCAAAAGACCAAAUACAGAAGAUUUCCUUACCUUUCUCUGUUUUAGAGGAACAAGUUUAUUACCUCCGCGAUUAGACUUUUUCAAUAAGCCUCAGCGUUCUCUUUCAGCACAAGAAAUUAUUGCUGGAAAGAAGAGAAAAAAGAGUUCUACAACACUUCCGACAAAAAAUGUAGUAAACAAUGUUGUUAAAAAUGGACCAGGUGAAAAGAAAAAUGUGAAACAACAAGUAUCGCAAACUAAGUAUGCUUCCUUGACCAAGCUCGGGCAAAAAGUUAUUGGUCGUAAUUUAGUUAGAUCAAGUUCGAGGUACGCAAUAAGACAAGAAGCUCUCACCUUACGGCAAUUAGCCCUCCGCCACGGGCCAAAAAUUAAAAAAGUCAAUCCUAAAACUCAAAAGCCUCAAGUUCCACAAAAAGUUCAGAAAGCCAUUAAAAAAAGUGGAAAGCAAAUUCCUCUUGAUGGCAAACAAGUUAGUAGGUUAAAAGGCCGAAUAACACGAUCAAAUUCUUUGCCAAAUGUAUUUGGUCCGGGCGUAAAUCAACUUCGAGAUGAUAAAGGUAAAUGGGUUAAAGGUAAACCUUCUUCAACCACAUCUAAAGACUCUAAUAGUGCUGAAGAAAGAUCAUCGAGAAAAAAGACUGUUUCUAAGAAUAUUGAUCACCAAAGUGACCUUGGAAAUGUUAAAGAUAGAUCAAAUGAUUUAAGUUCCAAAGUUAUCAAUAAAAAUGAGCGAAAUACUAGAAGUUUAGUAACCAAACAUGAGAAUAGCUGCAACCAAGAUAUAAUUACUGCUUCUAUUAAAAAAUGUGACACAAAUACUGCAUCGUCCAAAAAUAAAGCUAAAAGUUUAGUUGAAACUAAAGUGGCUUCAGUUAACAAAAAAAGAACAUGUUCAGUAGAUAACAUAAGAAACAAUCGUGAAAGUAAAGAUUCAAAUGGAAUAAUCCGUUCAAGGCCUCCUAGAAAAACAAAAGAAGCAGCAACUAUAUAUAUGGAAAUGUUAAAAAAAGAUAUGCGGUUUUCUGAUGAAAACGAUGAUGAUGAUGAUUCAUCUUCCAUUGAAAGUUUUCCUGAACUUCCAAAUUUACGAUUAAGUGAAGCACGAGAACGGAAAUUAAAUUCAGUUGUCAAAGUGAAACGGCCUCCGCAGAAUUUGUGUAAAAGGAACUUAAGACCUCGUCGUUCUUCUACUAUGCUUGAAGAUUACAUUAUGACUGAUUCCGAAGAAGACGAAAAGAAUAAUGAUCAUAAAACCAAAACUAGUUGUCAAACCUCAAAAUCAACAUCUAAUAAAACAGAUGAACCUGGUGUACAAUGUAAAAGUAUUGAUGAAGAAUCCAUUAAAAAAAAUCCGAAAACAAAUAAGACUGACUUUAAACUGAAAAAAGAUUUGAACAAACAUGAUUCUGAUACCAAAAAGAGUCAUAAUCAUCUAACAUCAAAUAAAAAUAUUUUAAAAUGUGACAAAGAAUUAGAAAUUAAGAAAAAAAAUAAUGUUGAAAAUAAAAAGGAAAAAUCACUUAACAAUAAGACUGAUACAAUUUCUAAUGUAAUAAGUAAUGACGAUAAUUCAACAAAUAAUGUAAAAAAAGUAACAACUAAGGAUCCAGUUAAAAAAGACGAAAAAAAAAGUAAAAAGCCAAAUUUGGACUUGUACAACAAUAAUAAAAAAAUGUUAUCAUCUCCAUUGGCGACACAAAUACCUUCUAUGUUUAAUAGUAAUGCUAGUGAUACAAAAGAAGAGCUUCUUGAUCGUAUGGCUGUAAACUUUGUUAAUAAAUCGGUAAAAAAUGAUAAAAAAUCAGAAAAUAAAGAAAUCCUAACAAAAAUUAACGCUAACAGUGGAAAAGUGAAAGCACAUACUGAAACUAAAAAAAUAACAAAAACUGAAAAAAAGUUUGAUGUUCCAAUUAUAAAAGAAGAAAAUGAAAUUAAGCUCGAUAGUCAAUCUAUAAAAACAGACAAUGUUUGUAAGUUUGAGAAAAAGGAAUCGUUAAAUAUAAAAAAUGAAGGAAAAACUGAGAAAGUUGGAAAUAAGUUAUUUUCAACCGUAACUAAGGAAUUAUGUUUAGAAAAAAAAGAUAUCAAAAUCAAUGUGCCAGGAUACUUUUCUGAUAAAAGUUUUCAACUUCCCAAGUUCAAACAGGAUGAUGGUUUAUCAGUUCUAUCAGAAAUUUGUAGUGCCCUUCCUAGAUUUAAUGAACCAUUUGUUCCAAACAGGCAAUUGUUAACUAAAUUGCCCACUUCAACUGAAAGUAGUUUUGUAAAAUAUGUCGAUGAUAAAAAAGAAGAAAAAACUUUUGAGAGUCGUACUAUGAAAAUGGUUAAUUUAGCCAGAAAUAGCAAAGAUAAGAAAGAUUUGGCAACUUCUUGGAAACAAGCUUUUAAAAAUGUCAAAGUACCCAAAAAUGGGUUAAGCACUAAUGGUAACACUUGGGUGAAUGGAAAACAGAAUGAAAAUCAAACACAAAAGUUAAUAAACAACACUACACCCGAAAAUACUAACAAGAAAUUAACAAAUGAUCUAAUCAAAAACACACUUCAAUCAACUUUAAGUACUAGUGAAAAAAAAAUAGAAUCACAGCUUUGUCCAAUAAGCACUAGUGAAUCAAAAUCUGAAUUGGAAAAGAAAGGAAACUCCACUUAUUUGGCAAAAACAACGAUUUUGGCCAGUACAAAGUAUGAUCUGAAAUUUGAAAAACGUCUGUCUAGUCAAGAAAAACGUAAAGAAAUCACUGAUAACGUUUGUGAUGAGCAAACUCCGGAAAAAAAGAUUUUCCAGCAAAGAAGAUUGUCAACGGCUCAGUCUUGCAGUGGAAAUAGCUCAGAUGCUUUUUCACCUGAAAACGAAACCAGUGUUUAUGCUUUUCAACCAGAUUUACCAAUAGCUAGUACGCCUUUCCGUAGAAGUAAACCUCAAUCUCCUGUCAAGUCCAGAACAGUUUCACCUAAUACUUCUAUUGCUGUGAGUUUUGAAAGCGAUUCAAUGGAAGGAAAAUCUCAAUCCACAAUAUCAAACGAUGCUGAUAGCGAGGAAGGACGUUUGUUUUAUAUUCCUUUGCCGGCUGGUGUCCAGGCUCAACCAUUAAUUCAAGGUGUCACUGUCAAACUUGGUACUGAAGGUCCUCAGAACAAGUUAGUUAUGAGUGCCAAAUUAGUGACCAAACCCCCAGCAGCUUCAACUAUACCUGUCAGUUCUAUAUCACCAAAACCAGAAAGGAAAAUUAAACCGUUAUGUACAUCCAAAACUUCAAACAAAACGACACCCGUUGGUACAGUUCAACCGACAACUCGAGCUAUUCAGCCUCCUAAAUGUAUACCUUCCACCUCGAAGGAAAUGUUACCAUUAACAGUUUCGGAGUCAAAAGUUGAAGAGAAGAAGCACUUAAUGCCAAAUACAGAAUCAAAAAAAUUAACAACAAUCUCGGAUAAAAAAAAUAUAAAGAAGACUGAAAAACAAGUUAUAAAAAGAAAGACUUCUGAAAAAGUUGCUAUAAAAAAAAAAAUUGUCAAAAAAUAUGCAGAUAUGGUCGAUGCUCCGACAUUCUACCCGACUGAAGAAGAAUUUAAAGAUCCGUUAGAAUAUUUUGAAACUGUUAAACAUGUUGCUCAAAAAUUUGGUGUAUGUCGUAUUGUUCCACCAGCUAAUUUUAAGCCCGAAUGUAAAGUUAGUGAUGACAUGCGGUUUACGGCAUAUAAUCAGUAUGUUCACAAAAUGAUGGAUCGCUGGGGCCCAAAUGUUCAUGAAAUGAUUGUCAUAAAAAAAUACUUAGAAACUCAGUCUAUUGUUUUAUCUAAUCCUCCACUUAUCGGUGGAAUGGAACUCGAUCUACCACGAUUGUAUCAUACAGUUCAAGAGCUGGGCGGUCUAAAAGAAGUAAUUGAAUUGGAUAAAUGGUCUCGUGUAGCUGACUUGAUGAAAAUACCUAAAAGUGCUCAAGACCGUGUAACAAAACUUGAUGAUAUAUACUGCAAGUAUUUACUACCUUACGAUACUCUUUCUCAUGAUGAACGCCAAAAAUUAAUGAAUGAAGUGGACAAAGAAUGGAAGCAAGUAUGCCGCAAAGGUGAUACGGAAAAUGAAUUAUUUGGAGAUGUAAAUGAUUGUAUAACAAAGGGUCGUAGUAUUGCAUUGAGUGCAUAUUACAGAGUAGCACGUAACACCAGCGCUAUGUGGUUUAAAGAAACCCAAACAAACUCGAAACUUCCUGGUAAUAGUAUUAAAGCGGAAGAAGUAGAAUCAAUGUACUGGAAACAAGUGGAAGACAAGAAAAACCAUAUAUGUGUAUUAUCGGGUUCAAUUGAUUCGGGAGCCGAAGGUUAUGGUUUCCCGACUACCAAGACCGCGACGUUUACCAAACAUCCAUGGAACUUGAAAGUGCUGACCAACAAUCCAGUGUCCGUAUUAAAAUCGUUGGGUCCUAUUAUGGGUAUGACGGUACCUACCAUACAUAUGGGAAUGAUUUUUUCUGCAUGUUGCUGGUACAAAGAUCCUCAUGGACUUCCGUGGAUAGAGUACUUGCACACUGGAGCAGACAAGAUAUGGUAUAGCGUUCCGAGUGACCAAAGUGCCAAAUUUCGACAAGCCAUGAAAACAUUAUUACCCAGAGCUGUUGCCGAAGGGAAAAAUAACCAUACGUGGUUAGCUGCCGACAGUGGAAUGGUUCCUCCUUCUAAAUUAUUAGAACACGGUGUUACAUUAACCAGGACUGUACAAAAUCCUGGACAAUUUUUAAUUGUUAUGCCCAAUGCUUACACAUGUAACAUUUCCACUGGCUAUGUCAUUUCAGAGAGUGUAUACUUUACACAAAAUGGAUGGUUAAAUAAUGCAGAAAAAAUAUUCCAGGAUUUACAAAGAAACUGUGAACCAGCAGCCUUUUCAUUUGAGAAACUUUUGAUAAAUAUGUCGACUGAUUCUAGAACGCCAAAUAACGUUUUAAAGCAGCUUCUGGACAAUUUGAGUAAUAUGAGAGAUUGUGAAGUGGCACUGAGAAGUCAAUUGGAAGAUUUGGGUCUUAAAGCAUCUGAGCGUUUACAACCUGUAAACACAUCCAAGUCGACUGAACAAGAUAAUGAUUUUGAGUGUGAUGUAUGCAAUUCCAUUCUGUAUAUAUCAAUGGUUCACAAUUCAUACGAAGACUGUGACUAUUGUUUAAGGCAUGCAAUAGAGAUUUUAUCAAAAAAACACAACCAACUCAAGCAUUGUAAAUUCAUGUACACACUAAAUGAGAAUGAAUUGGAUUCAAUUAUAGUCAAGUUGCAAGAAAAAAUUGAAUCAAAAAAGAAAAAGCUUGCAAAAGUUAAUGCAAAUGAAAUACAUUGAAGCUAAUAAUAAGCCUAAAAAAAUAAGUAUAAAAUGUAAAGUGUCCACUACAUUGUUCUUUAUAGGGAGUAAAUUGAAGACUUAAUUUUUUUUCUCGGAAGUUCCAACAUUUUGUGAUUUUUUUUAAUUUAAUGUAAUUUUUUAAUUUUUUAUUUUUUACAAUUGUACAAAAAUUGUGUUCAUGUGGUCUCAGAAAUUUGUUAAGUAUUCUUAUAGCAAAUUUUUGUACUUAAUAGAUAAUAAGUUUUGUCAAAUUUUAUGUGUUGAGUGCUACAAUAGUGAAUUCAAAACUUGUUUAUGUCAUAAGUUGUAUAGAAACUUUAAGCAAUUAUGUCCAAAAGACUAGUAAAAUAAAUGCGAGUAGCUUUAUUAAA